Molecule: messenger RNA, 1843 nt
Organism: Carassius auratus (goldfish)
Lineage: Eukaryota; Metazoa; Chordata; Actinopteri; Cypriniformes; Cyprinidae
Product: desmin-like
Exons: 9
Coding region: 1-1506 (501 amino acids)
Biological process (GO): skeletal muscle organ development; intermediate filament organization
Cellular component (GO): cytoplasm; intermediate filament; Z disc
Molecular function (GO): structural constituent of cytoskeleton
Source: RefSeq, a predicted model, not a curated record
AUGAGCAUGCCAUGCGCUCAUUUUGUCUCUGUCCUUUCUGAAGGGUGUUUGUAUUCAUCUGGUCUGUCCUUCUUGUGCUCCAACAUGAGCCACUCUGCCUCUUCCUCAUCCUGUUCAUCAUAUCGUAGAAUGUUUGGUGGUCCCGGCUACCUGACGCCACCAAUGUCCCGUGCAAUGUUCGGCCGAGCCUCCACCGGGGGGUCUGGCAGCUCUCGGAUCAACUCUAGAGUCUACGAGGUCACCAAAUCCUCAACUUCCUCUCCUGGAUUCUCGAGUUAUCGAGCCUCCUCCUACAGUAUGCCCAACUUGUCUGCAGGCUAUAACCGCUCCUAUGGUGGGAUGGGUGAGACGCUAGACUUCGGCCUGGCUGACGCGCUCAACCAGGAGUUUCUCCAAACGCGCACCAAUGAGAAAGCUGAGCUUCAGCACCUUAAUGACCGAUUCGCCAACUACAUUGAGAAGGUUCGCAUGCUGGAGCAGCAGAACCAGGCAAUGGUGAUUGAGGUGGAGCGUUUGAAGGGGCGGGAGCCAACACGGAUUGCUGACCUUUAUGAGGAUGAGAUGAGGGAGCUGAGAAGAGAGAUCGAAGUGGUCACCAAUCAGAGAUCACGUGUGGAGGUGGAGCGGGAUAAUUUGGCAGAUGAUCUGCAGAAACUGAAAUUCAGGCUUCAGGAAGAGAUUGCACUGAGGGAAGAGACCGAGAAUAAUCUGGCCGCUUUCAGAGCAGAUGUGGAUGCUGCAACGUUGGCUCGGCUGGAUCUGGAAAGACGUAUAGAGACUCUCCAAGAAGAGAUUGCCUUCCUGAAGAAGAUCCAUGAAGAGGAAAUCCGUGAGUUGCAGGCCCAAAUGCAAGAGUCUCAAGUCCAAAUCCAGAUGGACAUGUCCAAACCGGACCUUACUGCUGCUCUAAGGGACAUUCGUGCUCAGUAUGAGGGCAUCGCUGCAAAGAACAUUGCAGAGGCUGAGGAGUGGUACAAGUCAAAGGUGUCAGACCUUAACCAGGCAGUGAGCAAGAACAACGAGGCUCUCAAACAAGCCAAGCUGGAUUCCAUGGAGUACAGACACCAGAUCCAGUCCUACACCUGUGAGAUCGACUCCCUCAAGGGCACUAACGAGUCUCUCAUGAGGCAGAUGAGAGAUAUGGAGGAUCGCCACGGUCGUGAGGCUGGUGCUUUUCAGGACACCAUCGCCAGGCUGGAGGCAGAGAUUGCUAACAUGAAGGACGAGAUGGCACGUCACCUGCGAGAAUAUCAGGACCUGCUCAACAUUAAGAUGGCCCUGGAUGUGGAGAUCGCCACCUACAGGAAGCUGCUAGAAGGAGAGGAGAGCAGGAUUGUGAUGCCCAUGCAGUCAUAUUCCACUAUAAGUUUUAGAGAGACAAGUCCAGAACAUCAACAGAGAAUAUCUGAAAUGCACUCAAAGAAAACCGUCCUGAUCAAGACCAUUGAGACACGUGAUGGGGAGGUGGUGAGUGAAUCUACACAACACCAGAAGGACAUCAUGUAAACCUCAGACAAGGAGCCGCAACCAAAGAAUCAAACCAAGAUGAAAAUAAAACCCUUUCUGUGCUUUUCUUUUGUUUUUCCACACAUCCAAAAAGUGAUAUGAGCACAUCUGCAUAAGAGGGAAAAGAGAGCGAUCACAUUGCAAUCACAUUUUUUUGUUAUAGAUGUAUUUUUAAGCAUUUUUAUUCCAGUUAUAAAUGUCAGUUUGGAAGAAUGUGAGGUAGGUGUAAAGUAAGAGAAGGACUGAAAUAGUAAAGGAAGGAAAAAGAGGGGAGUGCAGUAAAUUGUGAGGAUGAUGCCAAGCUAAGAAAAAAUAAAUAAACUAAAGAUACCUAAGC